AGUUUCUAUACGUCAUCAUUGCUAAGCCGUCAGCAAAUGUCGGCAUAAUAUUUGUACAGAGCAGAGGCAAAACACUUCGGUGGCUUUACAGUUGUGCAGCCUACGUUCUACGAGUCGCCGCCCACAGAACUAUUUAAGCAAGCUGUCAGACACCUGAGCUCAGUGCAGAGCAAGAUCAUCCAGCAUUUCUUCUCUUCAGUAGACUCGACCUCAGAUGGCAUUCACAGCUAUUUUAGGAGCAGCUGGAGCAAUUGCUGCAGCUCCUGCACUUCUAACAGCUGCAGGUUUCACUGGAGCUGGCAUUGCUGCAGGAUCAGUUGCCUCCUGGAUGAUGUCAACAACUGCCGUGGCGAGCGGAGGAGGAGUCGCUGCUGGAUCAGCGGUUGCUGUUCUUCAAAGCGCAGGUGCAGCUGGAAUCUCAAUGGCAGGUCAAGCAGUUGUAGGUGCUGUGGGAGCUGCUAUGGCCACUGCUGCCAGUAUGGCCAGCAACUGUACUGGGUGACUGGAGAAACCUUGGCCAGUCUUUUUGUAGCAUUUUACAAGGUUGCAUUAUGUUGAUUCUCCAAAUGCAUGUUGUUCUUCCGAUUGUAUCUAGUAUGGCUAUUAAACCUUUAUAAAUCAUGCAAA
This is a messenger RNA of Danio rerio (zebrafish), 627 nucleotides long. It is a transcript of the gene ifi27.1, whose product is annotated as interferon alpha inducible protein 27.1. The record is from RefSeq and is marked validated. NCBI's taxonomy places the organism in Eukaryota, Metazoa, Chordata, Actinopteri, Cypriniformes, Danionidae. Gene Ontology annotation, cellular component: membrane.